This is a messenger RNA of Xenopus laevis (African clawed frog), 6806 nucleotides long. RefSeq names its product Rho-associated, coiled-coil containing protein kinase 1 S homeolog (gene rock1.S). Gene Ontology annotation, cellular component: cytoskeleton; ruffle; cytoplasmic stress granule. Gene Ontology annotation, molecular function: protein serine/threonine kinase activity; Rho-dependent protein serine/threonine kinase activity; protein kinase activity. The transcript has 33 exons. Lineage: Eukaryota; Metazoa; Chordata; Amphibia; Anura; Pipidae. The record is from RefSeq and is a predicted model, not a curated record. Gene Ontology annotation, biological process: regulation of cell junction assembly; embryonic morphogenesis; Rho protein signal transduction. Bases 904 to 4986 code for a protein of 1360 amino acids.
CCGGUCAGGUGGUUGAUGGUUAACACCUUUCCUGUUGAUAGAAAACUUGUGAGAGCAGCUGAUUGGGAAUGCGCGCUGCUGCAGUACACUGUGUACAUUGAAAAGCGUGUAUUCCCAAUCAGUCGCGAGUGUUUCACAACAGGAAGUGCCAAUAACGCAGUAAUGCACUUUUAUAAAAUAGAUCCGGUCUGUAGUUAGAAGUCUUGAGUCCCUGCCGCUGUACCGCUACCGACCAGCACUUCCGCGCGGCCCGCCUCCCUCGCAGCUCCGCCUAAGGUUUAGCGCCUGCGCAGCGCAUCUUCCUCUCUCGACCGCCAGUGUCUGUUUGAACAGGAAAAGGGGACAUGUUUGUAGAGAAUCUGUGAGGCAGGGGUAUCGGCGAGCACAACUGUGCAGCACAGGAAAUAGAAGGGUUUUGCUUGGGCCUUGUACAACGUCAGGAAGGGGAAGGAGUGUAGCGACAAAAAAUCUCGUGGCACUGCAGGCCUGAGGAGCGGAGACUUGAUGAGGCGGCGGGGAGGCCAUUGAGAAGGAGGAGGGGCACAGGACACACUGGGGGUGCUGCUUGCGGGUGACAGGACUCUGUAUUCAGCCCGGAGCUGUCACUGGGCGCUAUUUGAACUGUCACCUGUUUUGCGUUCUUCUCGCAGCAGCAUUCAGGGUGUGUGCGACUAUCCCCGGGGCGGGGAGGGGUUGGCCCAGGCCUGUGUUUAUGUGUCCGGAGGCCCUAGGAGAGGAUGCCGGGGCCCAUCACACCGCACAGCCGGGCCAUGAAGCGGGGGUGAGGGGGCGCACGGAUAUUCCUAAUCUCUGCGAUAGGAGCGAGGAUUGAAGAGAGCCGCCGCCGUCGCGCAUUUAUACAAAGCGACAAAUAGUGCCCCCCUGGCACAGCCCAUUCUCACCAUGUCUACCGGGGAGAACUUCGAGUCCCGCUGCGGGAGGAUUGAUAGCAUCUUACGGGAUCCAAAGUCUGAGGUUAACGCCGACUGUCUGCUGGACGGAUUGGAUGCUAUGGUGUAUGAUUUAGAUUUUCCUGCCAUGAGAAAAAACAAGAACAUUGACAAUUUUUUAAACCGUUACAAAGACACGAUAAGUAAAAUUCGAGAUUUACGUAUGAAAGCUGAUGAUUAUGAAGUGGUAAAAGUGAUUGGCAGAGGAGCAUUUGGUGAGGUUCAGUUGGUAAGACAUAAAUCAUCAAGGAAGGUCUAUGCAAUGAAGCUUUUGAGCAAGCUGGAAAUGAUAAAACGAUCGGACUCUGCGUUUUUUUGGGAAGAACGGGAUAUCAUGGCUUUUGCCAAUAGCCCAUGGGUUGUGCAGUUAUUCUAUGCUUUCCAAGACGGUCGUUAUCUUUAUAUGGUUAUGGAAUACAUGCCAGGGGGAGAUCUUGUAAAUUUAAUGAGUAAUUAUGAUGUCCCUGAGAAAUGGGCCCGGUUUUAUACGGCCGAAGUAGUUUUAGCCUUAGAUGCCAUUCACUCAAUGGGCUUCAUUCACAGAGAUGUGAAGCCUGAUAAUAUGCUGCUGGAUAAGUCUGGACAUUUAAAACUAGCUGAUUUCGGUACAUGUAUGAAGAUGAACAGGGAAGGAAUGGUACGAUGUGACACUGCUGUUGGAACUCCUGAUUACAUUUCCCCAGAAGUGUUGAAAUCCCAGGGAGGUGAUGGUUACUAUGGACGAGAAUGUGAUUGGUGGUCAGUUGGUGUCUUCUUAUAUGAAAUGCUUGUUGGAGAUACACCCUUUUACGCUGACUCACUAGUUGGGACAUACAGCAAAAUAAUGAAUCAUAAGAACUCACUCACAUUUCCGGAGGAUAGCGAUAUCUCCAAAGAAGCAAAAAACCUGAUCUGUGCAUUCCUUACUGACAGGGAAGUCAGGCUUGGACGAAAUGGGGUAGAAGAAAUUAAACGACAUCCUUUUUUCAAGAAUGAUCAGUGGGCAUGGGAAACUCUUCGAGACGCUGUAGCCCCUGUUGUCCCUGAUCUAACUAGUGAUAUUGACACAAGCAAUUUUGACGACUUGGAGGAAGAUAAAGGUGAUGAAGAAACAUUUCCCAUACCUAAAGCUUUUGUUGGCAACCAACUACCCUUUGUAGGAUUUACUUACUACAGUAAUAGACAGUACUUGGAAGACCCUUCAGCAAAGCCCAAUGAUAACAGGAGCAGCUCCAUAGUAGAUAAAAACCUGGUUGAAAACUUACAAAAGAAUAUAUAUCUACUUGAGGAACAGCUACAUAAUGAAAUGCAGUUAAAGGACGAGAUGGAGCAAAAGUGCAGAAUGUCAAAUAUAAAGUUAGACAAAAUAAUGAAGGAACUGGAUGAAGAGGGAAAUCAACGAAAAAACUUGGAAUCGCUGGUGGCUCAGACUGAGAAGGAAAAAAUGAUGCUGCAGCAUAGGAUAAAUGAAUACCAAAGAAAGGCAGAACAAGAGAGUGAAAAAAGGAGGAAUGUGGAAAAUGAAGUGUCUACUUUAAAGGACCAGCUAGAAGACCUGAAGAAAAUAAGCCAUACGUCUCACAUUACAAAUGAAAAGGUUGCACAGCUACAAAAACAAUUGGAGGAAGCAAAUGAUUUGCUAAGGACAGAGUCUGAUUCGGCAGUAAGACUUCGAAAGAGUCAAACAGAGAUGAGCAAGACUGUGAGCCAGUUAGAAGCCCUGAACAGGGAGCUCCAAGAAAGGUGCAGAUUAUUAGAAAGUACAAAAUCACAAGUGGAGAAAGAUUAUUUCCUCUUACAAGCAGCCUUGGAUUCAGAGCACAGGGAAAGAAGUCAAGGAUCAGAAAUGAUUGGUGACCUACAAGCCCGAAUGGCAUCCUUACUAGAGGAGUUAAAAUAUGUAAAAAAUAACCUUGAAAUGGCUGAAUCAGAAAGAAAACGUGCACAGGAUUUACUUAAUAGCUCUGAAAAGGAAAAAAAUAAUCUGGAAAUUGACUUGAAUUACCAGCUAAAAACAUUGCAGCAGACGCUUGAACAAGAGAUUAAUGAGCACAAGAUAACCAAGGCAAGGUUAAGUGACAAACAUCAGUCGUUUGAAGAGGAAAAGUCAGUUGCUAUGUGUGAAAUGGAAUUGAAAGUGAAAGUGGAAAGAGCAGCAAAGGAGAAAGCAGAGAAUCGUCGUGUAGAGAUAGAGAAGCAGUGUUCAAUGCUUGAAUUUGACCUAAAGCAGUCUCAUCAAAAAAUGGAGCACCUUACUCAGCAGAGAGAGAGGCUGGAAGAGGAGGUAAAGCAACUAACAUUGCAGCUGGAGCAAGAGACUAAGAAAAGGAUUGUGACACAGAAUGAACUAAAUCAGCAAGCGGGUCUAGUGGAUACUUUGAAGGGUUCUGAUAAACAGUUAAAGCAAGAAAUAAAUACAUUAUUGGAAGCUAAAAGGAUGUUGGAGUUUGAACUUGGGCAGCUAACAAAGCAGUACAGAGGUAAUGAGGGCCAAAUGCGGGAGCUCCAGGAUCAGCUUGAAGCAGAGCAGUACUUCUCUACACUUUACAAAACUCAGGUCCGGGAGCUGAAAGAAGAAGUUGAAGAGAAGACUAAACAUAGUCAAGAAUUUGAGAAGAGGUUGCAUGAACUUUACAAUGAAAAGGAUGCUCUGACAGCACAGUUGGACCUGGCAGUUACUAAAGCUGAAUCAGAACAGCUUGCCAGGGCCCUCCUGGAAGAGCAGUAUUUUGAAAUCUCCCAAGAGAAUAAAAAACUGUCUGCGAGAAGUUGGCAAGAUAAUGCAGAGAAGUACCAUACGAUUCACAAGUUGGAAGAAACCAAUAGCACCUUAACCAAAGAUGUUCAGACUCUAACAAAAGCAAAUGAAGAGCUCAGUGAAAAAGUUAGGAACCACGAACAAGAAUAUAAGGAGAAAGAAGAAGAAAUUGUCAACUUAAGAAAUUCAUACGAAAAGGCUAUUAACACUGAAAAAACACUGAAAACACAGGCUGUUAACAAGCUUGCUGAAAUUAUGAAUCGGAAGGACUUCAAACUGGAUAGAAAGAAAGCUAACACACAAGAUUUGAGGAAGAAAGAAAAAGAAAACAGAAAGCUUCAACUUGAUCUUAACCAAGAGAAAGAGAAGUAUAACCAGAUGGUAGCAAAGCACCAGAAAGAGCUGGAUGAGAAUCUGACGCAAUUGACCGAAGAGAGCAAUUAUAAAAACGAGCUCCAGAUGCAGUUGGAUAGCAAAGAAAGUGAUAUUGAGCAAUUACGUGCCAGGCUGGCAGAUCUCCAGCUACGGAUGGACUCAACCAGCGUUGCUAGUCUACAGCCAGACGAUACAGAUGGCAUAAUAGGUGAAUCAAGAAUUGAAGGCUGGCUCUCUAUACCAAACAGAGGAAACAUUAAAAGAUAUGGAUGGAAGAAGCAGUAUGUUGUAGUGAGCAGCAAAAAGGUUCUGUUUUACAAUGAUGAACAGAAUAAGGAACAAUCAAACCCAUCCAUGGUGCUUGACAUAGAUAAGCUUUUUCAUGUCCGUGCUGUUACACAAGGAGAUGUAUACAGAGCCAAUACUGAAGAGAUUCCAAGGAUAUUUCAGAUACUUUAUGCCAAUGAGGGAGAAUGUAGGAAAGACGUGGAACUGGAGCCAGUCCAGCAAACUGAGAAGACCAAUUUCCUCAAUCAUAAAGGCCAUGAGUUUAUUCCAACACUUUAUCACUUUCCAGCAAAUUGCGAAGCCUGUGCCAAACCUUUGUGGCAUGUUUUCAAACCCCCUCCAGCACUCGAAUGUCGAAAAUGCCAUGUCAAAUGUCAUAAAGAUCACUUGGAUAAAAAGGAGGAAUUGAUCUCCCCCUGCAAAGUGAGCUAUGAUGUAACGUCUGCAAGAGAUAUGCUUUUGCUGGCAUGCACUCAGGAAGAACAGACAAAAUGGGUGUCUCAUCUGGUGAAGAAAAUUCCCAAAACCCCACCUCCAACAUUAGUUCGGGGAAAUCAGAGAACAUUGUCUACUAGGUCUUCAACAAAUCAGUCCUUCCGAAAGCCUGCAAAAACUUCAUCUGGAAAAGCCAGCUAAUAAUGCUUCCCCGUCAUGAGGUGCCGUGGCUGCGUCUUCGUAUGAGUGGUGCAAAAAGACUGGAAUUCACAGACAUCACAGGCUUCAGGGCUAGAAUGCAGUUCUACUUCCCCUUGCUUUGGCACAAAGAAUGCUGUGAGGGUCUCUUAUUGCGGGUUUGCCUUAAGGUAGAUUUAGAUGAGUUAUUACUAUGUAAUGCAAUUAAAACAAGGCUUAGCUACAUAUCCAUAUAUAUAUUCAUAUAUAUAUAUUUAUUAUAUUAAAAUCACUAUCAAUCAGAAGUUGUGUCGGAUAUCUACAGAAGCCUGUUUGUGAUGACUGAAUGCAGAUUUGCAUAAACACCCAACGGAGAUUAUUCAAGAGUACCUCAAGAUGAGAAGAUCAGAGAUUUCUUCGUAGUUUUUUGGUGUUCCUCAAAGACUUUACCUUUCUUUUGAAAGAAGCUAAGUGACCCCUGAACUAUAUGUAGUGCCUUGGCUGUUCAGCUCAUGUCAGUCUUAUUGCAGAGCAAAAUAGAUUGGGUGAGACGUGAGCCCUUUCAGGAGUGUACUAUUCAAUUGGUCAUCAAGGUUAAAGGUCAAGAUUUUUUUUUUUUUUUUUUAACUAUGCAUUUAAUUUUUUUGCCAAGCCAUAUUGAUUUGAGUUUUAUACAUAGAGGCAUUAGAAACUAACCGUAAAAGACCAUUUUAUGCGUGUUUUGGGUACAUCAUUUUUGUUUAUUUUGUAAUGUAUUGCCUUACAGGUUUUAAAUGAUAAAGAACAUUAAGUUAACAAACGUAAACAAAAAAAAAAAGUAUGCACUGUGUGAAAUUUUAAAUUAUUGUUAGAACACUUUUAUUGGGUAUCGCCCGCCCCUUUUAUUGUGUGCCUUCAUUCGGAUUCGUUCUUUUACUGCCACUCUUUUAGCAGUUGUUUUCUAAAAAUGAUUCUUCCCUCCAGGCAAGUUUUAUUAGUCGAAAAUUAUUGCAUUCCAAUAGAAAAAAGGGAGAUACUAGGCUAAAAAAGUUGUACAGACGGGAAAAUGUGUUAGGUGGUGUGUCUUGAGUAAAUGCACAGCAAAUAAUCCUGAAUGUAUGUGAAAUAUAUUUAAAUGUCAUUUAUGCCACGUACUCGCUUCCCCCCCUCCCACCACCACCACCACCAACAAUUGAAAGACCUAUCAUGUGAUUAUGUACAAUCGCUGAUCAAAACUACCUGCUAUCUUUUUUUGUUUCAUAUAUAAAUAUAUAUAAUGGAAAUCUGCAAGGCUUACAAAUUAUUCCGGAACAAAGAAAUAGGUACUGUGGCAAUUCAAACCCCUUACGUGUUUUUUUUUUUUUUUAAUGCUAAAAUAAACAUGUAAGGGGCUUGUCCCUGGUUUGAAAUUGCCACGAGUGCCUGUACCUAUUUCUUUGUUCCUGUCUGUUUGGGGGAAGUGCCGACUUCCUAGGGUCUGUGCACCUGGUUUAAUUAUCUCUGAAGGGCUCGGGUGUGCACGUGCUUCACUUGCUACAGUUACAAAUUAUUCCAACAGACGUUUGGCAUUUUUAUGAACACUUCAUAAUAUAGUGAAUCAUAAAAUAUUUUGCUAAUAAGCAGAGACCACUGAUUAUGUAUAUCUCUGUGUGUAUAUGCUGUGUGUGUAUAUACUCCUAUGAAAUAUAAGGAUAUUAGAAGUGGCGUGAAUUCAGUGAUCGUAUAAAGCACAAGACCACAGGUUAUGGGACUCUGCCUUCUAUCAUCCUUCUAUGUUUAUUUUUUUUGCAGAUUUAGUAUUAUUCCUUUUAAUACACAAGUAUUAAAUAUGCAUUAUUAAAUGAUGAAUGGGUGUUUUAAUUCCA